This is a messenger RNA of Yamadazyma jaroonii, 690 nucleotides long. NCBI's taxonomy places the organism in Eukaryota, Fungi, Ascomycota, Pichiomycetes, Serinales, Debaryomycetaceae. The record is from the annotation of a GenBank genome assembly.
AUGGGAAAGUCUGAAAUAGGUACAGCCAAAUAUUACUCCAAACAGCUAAAAAGUCUGGGAUUAAAGAAAACCAAGUUCUAUUGUCAGAUUUGUGAGAAACAAUGUAAUGACUUGAAUGGAUUCAGAAACCAUCAAAGCUCACCCAGUCACACUAAGAGAGUGGCAAAGAUAGUAGAAAACAAUGAAAACAAUAGCAUAAUCAAUGAAUUCUCCGAAGAAAUGGAAAAGAAUUUCCUCAGUUUAUUGAAAAUGAAUCAUGGUACUAAAUGGAUUGAGGCUAACAAGUUUUAUCAGGAAUACAUUUUGAUCAAGGACCACAUCCAUUUGAACUCUACCCGAUGGCUUUCAUUGACAGGAUUCGUGAAGUACUUGAGUAAAAGUGGAAAGAUCAAAGUUGAAAUUCUUGAAGAUGAGAACUUCAAAAUGAUGAUAAAGUAUAAUGACGGAAAGACACAGGUAGAGAAAAAGGAACAAGUGGAUGAUGGUAUGGAUAAAUUCAUUCAAAGGCAAGUCCAACUAGGGAAACAAGAAGAGAAACUCAAGGAGUUAGAGCCAGAAACUCAAGAACUUUCUAGAGAGGAAGAUCCACAACCACCAAAGCUGGGAACAAAUGAUAAACCAACAAUGAAGCCAAUACGAUUGACCAUCAAGAAAAAAGUAAUUAAACCUGUGGUUUACGAUUCAGAUUAA